AUGCUAGCUGUGCCUACGCCCUCACCGACUAAGUUCUACCGAUCUCUGUACGACGUGGACCGCACCAAGCCGUCACCCUUUGCAUGGAAGCCCAGCGCCAAGCACCUUCGCCGCUAUGAGCGGAGGAUGGGAUUGGUCGAAUCCUUUUUCAAUACCAUGGCAACACUUCACGAGGGAAGGACCGAUAUUUUCUACCGCACCCCUCUCAGCUGCCCAGCACAUGCUUAUGGACAGCUUGUCCGACGUCUGCCACUGGUCUGGGCUCUGCUUUGCCGAAGACACCCCUUGCUUGGAGCUUACGUCGAGACUUUGACGCCCGAUGGCAGUCUCCUCGAUCCACAGGAAGCGGCGUCAAAACGACAUGCAGGAGAAGCAGCAGAGGACGGCUCAAGCUCGUUCGAGCCUCAUUUUCUGUUCGAUCUGCCCGAUUCUGCAUCGGAUCUGCUGGAGAAUGCUUCAAGGCGCUUGAUCUGGCUGUCUAACGAAUGGGCUGAAGACGAAGAGCUCGUUACGAGUCACACUUCCACUUCUGCUGGUCCAACUCGCAGUGAUGCAGUCGUUGCCUGGUUAGACCGCUACGUGUGGAACGGCGAACGACGCUUCCUUCGACAGGAUAAGCCCUUCGGCCUAGCAAGAUUGAUCGUCGUCCCUCCUUCAGUCUCAAGUAGCUUGGACGACCGAGCCAGCUUGGAUCUCAUCUUGUGUACAGCCCAUUGUAUCUCCGAUGGACUCAGCAUCUCCAGUCUUGCCGGCGAGCUUCUACAGAUCCUCACCUCUCCUCAGCUUCCUGUAGAGUUUCCAGCGCUCGCAUUCGAGAAUGACGCAGCGAUAGUUGUACCAGGAGCGUCAUGCGCACAGUACAAGACCGUCACACCAGCCUUGAAGCAGGCACUGCUCACUGGACUCUUCGACACUCAGCGACCGAGUGGGUCAUUCGAUGUGCAGAGCGAGAACGAUGCGAUGGACCACGCUCACUUCUUAUCGCUCUUGCCAGCUUCGAUAGAAGCUACAUACCCCGAACUUCUCCCCUUAGCUUCUCAAGCAGCAAAAGCAGAGGACAGCCUGUCUCCAUCUCGAUUGGCAAAAUUGCGGUGGUUCUGGACGAUUCGCCGUGUCAUUUGUCAGAUUCGUGCGGCCAAAGCCGAGCAAGCAGUCCUGUCAGACUUCAAGGCGAAUCGUGAUGAUAAGUCUGUGAAAGAACCUUGGUGGGGAGCGCAAACGAGGUGGUCAGUUGUACGCCUGUCGAAAGAAGAGACGUCAGCAUUGACGCAGGUGGCUAAACGCAGAGGCGUGAGAGUCGGUUCGCUUCUUUACGCCGUUGCGGCUUGUGCCCUCAAUACACUCGAAAACCAGUAUGCUGCACCAGGCAGUCGCGAUCCAGAACCGAACAGCACAAUCAUGGGCUUCCCCUUCUCGGUGCGUAGGUUUCUCGACGCUGUUGCGCCUGCCGACGUCUUGCAGCCAACAGGAGCGCAGGACCCGUUGAUGCCGCCUUCGAGUCUUGGCGUCAGGUUGAGUUUCAACGGCGUUGGCCUUCCACCUGCGAAGCUCUUUUCGCUGGAACCAGAGCAAGCGAGCGGGGGCAAGGCUCUGACGGCUUUUCAAGUAGCACAGCUUUGGCAGACAGCAAGACAAGUACAAAGGCAGUUCGACAGCAUCUUCGCUGAGCCACGCUUCAUGCACGCUGAUGGAUUUCUCAUGGGACUGGAGCGUGAGAUGCGCUUCCGCAAGAACGGUGUCAAGGAUGUCUUUCAAGUGUUUAAAAAUGACGAGGAAGAGCAGAAAGAGCCAGAAGGCGUUGCAGGCGAAGACGAACGCAAACCAGGGUUGACCAAGAAGAACAUGCAGGGUCCAGGCUCGUCUCUCAACUUCAGCAUGGUCGGUCUUCUCGACCCUGUGCUUCCAUCUGAACUCGAUUUGCCCUUGGCAAGCGCACAAGGAAGUGAAGGAAAGCUGGAGGUGAAGGAGGACCUCUUGUUCGGCGUGCGUACACGAGCAGGCGAGGCCUUUGGCACUUCUUUCACUUUCCGCGGUCAGCUCAAUCUCGAGCUUGGACACGAUACUGUUGUUUGGGAAACAGACAAGGUGCUUCAGUAUCUUGAGCUGAUGAAACACAUCGUCCAGGCCAUCGUUGCUUUUGAGCAGCGUCGUUGA
This is a messenger RNA of Ustilago hordei, 2154 nucleotides long. RefSeq lists its product as uncharacterized. The record is from RefSeq and is a predicted model, not a curated record. The transcript has a single exon. NCBI's taxonomy places the organism in Eukaryota, Fungi, Basidiomycota, Ustilaginomycetes, Ustilaginales, Ustilaginaceae. The coding region runs from base 1 to 2154 and encodes 717 amino acids.